Molecule: messenger RNA, 1383 nt
Organism: Lactuca sativa (garden lettuce)
Lineage: Eukaryota; Viridiplantae; Streptophyta; Magnoliopsida; Asterales; Asteraceae
Source: RefSeq, a predicted model, not a curated record
AAGGAAUUGAUUCUCUUUCUCUUGUUUGGUUAAUGCAAAAAGUAAGAAAUUGAGAAAUAAACCAAUUCCUUUUCCAUCAAAACAAUUCCUUAUUUUUAAGAGAUAAAAGGAAAGAAAAGAAAAAGGGGCGUGGGUCGAGAAUCAGAAAAAAAAGCGGAGAAAUCAUUUUACCCCCCAUUCGAUUCCCGUUAGAUGCAGAUCCUGAUUUUUCAAACGAAGUCAUUGGAUUUUCCUGCAGUCGGCCCACGUAAGUGAUAAAAAAAUAUUCCCAGUAGCCCCACAUCGGCAGUAUACGAUUUGUGUUGAUCGAUUCACGCUUCAUCAGUUCUUUGCACCAGUUUAUUCCAAUCGAAGACAUGGCAGGGCGAAACAAACACACAUGGACUAAUGAAGAGGUUGCAAAGUUAAUUGAAGCAUUGUUGGAGUUACAUGUAUCCGGAAAGUAUGGUGGUGCCGACAACGGAUUCAAACCCGAUGAUUUGAAGGCAGUGCAACAAUUACUAGAUGUAAGUCUUCCUAACUCGGGUUUGAAAGAAGAGCCUCAUAUUAAAUCGAGGAUGAAGACAUGGAAAAACCAUUUCAACAUCGUGCACGACAUGGUAUAUGGAACAAACACAAGUGGAUUCGGCUGGGAUACGGAUAAAUGUUGUGUUACUGUCGAUGCUGAAGUUUGGGAUGAGUACAUAAAGAGUCAUAAAGGUGUUGCAUGUUUUCGCGAUAAACCAUUUCCCCAAUUUGAUAACCUAUGUAAAAUCUUCGGGAAGGAUAGAGCUACUGGUCAUGGAGCUACUGAUCUUGGUGAAGAUGUGACUGAAGAUACAUAAAGAAACUCACAUGUUGAUGUGGAAGGGUUGGAAGAGAUUGUUGAAGGACGCAAGAAACUGCUCGUGUCAAUAGUAAACACAAAAGACCUCCAACAGAUGACACAGAAGGCUCUUAUAAGGAAGCAGCGAAAGAAAUGAAAUAGACUUUCAAGGAGGUUGGUGAAAAACUUAAUGAAACAAUAUACAAUAUAGGAAGACAAGAAAAUAAGGAAGCGUGUGAUAUGAUAGAUAAAGUUAUCGAAGAUAUACAACGCAUGCCAAAUAUCAAUGUCAAACAACGAAUUAAGGUGAUUGACAUGUUUAGCAAAGAUCAAUUUCGUACCCGAGCGUUUUUUCAAAUGACAGAAGAAGAAAAGAUGUGUUACAUGGAAAUGAUUGGGAAUAGUUCAAUAUCAUGAUUUUUUUUUUUUUUACGAAUAUUGAAGUUGACUCAUUGCACAUUUUGUAUUAGACAUAGUUAUGUUUUUUUAGUUGUUAGGAAUAUUGAAUUAUACUUUUUCCAUAUAUCCUACAUUGGACAUAGUUUUUGAAUAGUAUGAUUUGCAUAUUUCUUUAAAAA